Helianthus annuus (common sunflower) is the source of this 1348-nucleotide messenger RNA. Its product is annotated as bifunctional dihydrofolate reductase-thymidylate synthase. NCBI's taxonomy places the organism in Eukaryota, Viridiplantae, Streptophyta, Magnoliopsida, Asterales, Asteraceae. Bases 308 to 1072 code for a protein of 254 amino acids. Gene Ontology annotation, cellular component: mitochondrion. Gene Ontology annotation, biological process: glycine biosynthetic process; folic acid metabolic process; dihydrofolate metabolic process. Gene Ontology annotation, molecular function: dihydrofolate reductase activity; NADP binding. The transcript is spliced from 4 exons. The record is from RefSeq and is a predicted model, not a curated record.
GCCGAACGAUUCACAAACUUUUCGCUAAAUGUGAAGUUCGUUUACGUUCUUGGACACCGGAAGUCAUGAACGUGAGCGACUGAACAUCAUCACUUCAUCAGCGACGCUCCAAUCUCCGCCGUCUCCUCCGCCACAAAACCCCUCACCGUCUCCGCCUUCUCUGUCGUCUCCUCCGCCACAAACCCCCCACCCUCCGCCGUCUGAACAACUGAACAUCAUCACUUCAUCAGCGACGCAUCUUCGAUUAUCAUCCUUUUCCGGUGAAGGUACUCGACGUUAGGUGAAUUGUAGGCAGGCUUGUUUGGUUAUGUUUUCCUCUAGGAUCGUCAACAAACACAACUUUAACGGUGUGCUGUCAACCUCUUCACGUGUGUUCAGAGAGUAUUCAAUUAUGAAAGAUUGUAACAUGCACCCUGAUUCACAAAGGACUUACCAAGUGGUAGUUGCUGCAACUCGCGAUAUGGGAAUCGGGAAAAACGGCAACUUACCAUGGAAACUGCCUUCUGAUCUCAAGUUUUUCAAAGAGAUAACAACGAGUACAUCCGGUCCCACCAAAAAGAAUGCUGUUAUCAUGGGGAGAAAAACAUGGGAUAGCAUCCCGCUUCAAUAUCGACCGCUUUCUGGUCGCCUUAAUGUUGUGUUGACUCGGUCAACGACCUGCAACGUUGCCACUUCCGAGAAUGUUGUUACAUGUGGGAGCAUUCCUUCUGCUUUGGAACUAUUAGCAUCUUCCCCUUAUUCUUCGGAGAUAGAUAAAGUGUUCGUUAUAGGAGGGGGACAAAUAUUAAGGGAAGCUAUGAAUGGUCCAGGUUGUGAAGCUAUCCACAUGACUGAAAUCGAUGCGAAUAUCGAUUGUGAUACUUUCAUACCUCGUGUUGAUCUUUCUUUUUUCCGUCCCUGGUGUUCAUCUUUACCGGUUACAGAGAAUGAUAUAAGUUAUCGUUUUGUGUCCUAUGUUCGUGUUUGCAGUUCUUCGGACUCAAAUAAAUUAAAGCUCGAGAAUUUUGCUUUCUUGCCAAAGAUUAUUUUUGACAAACAUGAAGAGUUCAUGUAUCCUCACCAAAAAGAUUGAAGUGACAAAUAGCUUGUAGAACAAACAACUUAUUUAAGGUAAUUUGGAACAUGAAAUGAGUUUCUAUAGCAGUGACUGAAGAACCCAAGUUUGUUAAUGCUAACAUAUAUUUAAAAAGGGCUUUACAGCCCGGCCCAUGAUCAUUAAAAUGGGCUCUUUACAUGAAAAUUUUGCAAACAUGGGAAUGGGAUAUUAUUAACAGCAGACAUUUAACUACUUUUGUUUAAAUAAUUAUCAAAAUGUGAAGAAUUUCAAAUAUUUCAACCCUUUUUAUCC